This is a messenger RNA of Penicillium mononematosum, 762 nucleotides long. RefSeq lists its product as uncharacterized. The record is from RefSeq and is a predicted model, not a curated record. Lineage: Eukaryota; Fungi; Ascomycota; Eurotiomycetes; Eurotiales; Aspergillaceae. The transcript has 4 exons. Bases 1 to 762 code for a protein of 253 amino acids.
AUGGAUUCUGGAACCAAAAUGUACCAGAGGACACUCCUGAAGUCCAUUGCAGAGCGGAUUAAGGCCCUCACCCGCGGUUCUACGAGGGUUACACAAGACUCCCUGGAGCAAUCGUCCGAGCCUGAAGCCGAAAUGGAGGAAAGCUUAUUUGAAGUUGGGGUCCCGCAGCUCCAUAUGCGAUUGAGCCAGCGUCAUUUCCCGUUAUACAAUGUCGUAGCGCCCGGUCCGGGCGCAUGGACUACCAGAGACGCCGCGGCACUAAGCGGCCAGCGACACGCUCUGCUUUGCGCAGCAUGGCUAGACAAGAAUGACAUAAACAUCAAGCUGCCAGCAGCGCAUUCACAGCCGGCCUCAUGGCAAUACCCGCUGGGGCACGACAAUGACCCGGCACUCCCGCAAAAGCGCUUUCGCAAGGAGUUCAAAUUCGCCAAUGCACGCGAUUCCAUGUCGAUGCACAAUGUCCUAGUCACCUAUUGCUGUUUUGGAUCGAGCAGCGAUGUCGUGAGAUCUUCCCCCGAUCCUGGGAACAUUACUUUGGAGGGCUAUGUGUCUCCUUGUUGGGGACUUCUUCCAGCUCAUCCUGCGGGAACCGCUCUUUACAACAUCCCGCGGAAGACCCGCUACAUACAGGCAAAGGCCUUUCAUUCACAUGAUGCAAGCGUCCGGUUUCGGGAGAUGAUUGAACGACUCCACGGGGAGCGUCUUACUCGCGCGGAUUUUGAGCUUCUAGCCUCCCAGGUGCAGGGUAGCGUUGCAGGGUAA